This is a messenger RNA of Neopsephotus bourkii (Bourke's parrot), 2943 nucleotides long. It is a transcript of the gene VPS4B, whose product is annotated as vacuolar protein sorting 4 homolog B. The record is from RefSeq and is a predicted model, not a curated record. The transcript has 11 exons. NCBI's taxonomy places the organism in Eukaryota, Metazoa, Chordata, Aves, Psittaciformes, Psittacidae. Gene Ontology annotation, biological process: endosomal transport; vacuole organization. Gene Ontology annotation, molecular function: ATP hydrolysis activity; ATP binding. Bases 30 to 1520 code for a protein of 496 amino acids.
CUACCCGGACGCGCGGUACGGCGCAUGUCAUGACGCUAGGGGAGUGCCUGGAAGCGGAAGUGGGUCAGUCGGUGGGUGCUGGGGUGCGGAAGCGUCUGGUGGAGGAGGCCGCGGUUUCGGCGCUGUGGGCGGAGGGGAGCUUCCCCACCGGCACCCGCGGGCCUGCUCUCUCUUCUCCAGUGAACCCCCGACGCUGCGCUAUGGCGAGCCCCAACAUGCAGAAAGCAAUAGACCUUGCUAGCAAGGCAGCACAAGAAGAUAAAGCAGGAAACUAUGAGGAAGCCCUCCUCUUGUACCAACAUGCUGUGCAGUAUUUUCUCCAUAUUAUUAAAUAUGAAGCACAGGGUGAUAAAGCAAAACAAAGCAUUAGAAUGAAAUGUAGAGAAUACUUGGACAGAGCAGAACAGCUGAAAGAAUAUCUGAAAAAGAAAGAAAAAGCUGCACCAAAACCAGUUAAAGAGUCUGGUCCUGCUGAUGGAAAAGGGAAUGACAGUGAUGGUGAAGGGGAGUCAGAGGAUCCUGAAAAAAAGAAGCUACAGAAUCAACUUCAAGGAGCAAUUGUUAUGGAGCGACCAAAUGUUAAAUGGAGUGAUGUUGCUGGCCUCGAAGGUGCCAAAGAAGCACUUAAAGAAGCAGUGAUCUUGCCCAUUAAAUUUCCACACCUAUUUACAGGAAAACGAACACCCUGGAGAGGGAUUCUGCUGUUUGGACCACCAGGGACAGGAAAGUCUUAUUUAGCAAAAGCUGUGGCAACAGAAGCAAACAACUCUACCUUCUUCUCAGUAUCUUCCUCUGACCUUGUAUCAAAGUGGUUAGGUGAAAGUGAAAAAUUAGUGAAAAACUUGUUCCAGCUUGCCAGAGAAAACAAACCUUCUAUUAUCUUCAUUGAUGAGAUAGAUUCCCUCUGCGGGUCAAGAAGUGAAAAUGAAAGUGAGGCUGCCAGACGGAUAAAAACAGAAUUUCUAGUCCAGAUGCAAGGGGUUGGUGUUGACAAUGACGGAAUCUUGGUCUUGGGAGCAACAAACAUACCCUGGGUUUUGGAUUCUGCUAUCAGGAGAAGGUUUGAGAAGCGUAUUUAUAUUCCUUUACCUGAAGACCAUGCCAGGGCUGCAAUGUUCAAACUUCACCUUGGGUCCACUCCACAUCUCCUAACAGAAGCAGAUUUUCGAAAGCUUGGAGAAAAAACUGAGGGCUAUUCUGGUGCAGAUAUAAGCAUCAUUGUACGCGAUGCACUGAUGCAGCCUGUUAGAAAAGUGCAAUCAGCUACUCACUUUAAAAAAGUAAAAGGACCAUCAGUGUCUAAUCCAAAUACAGUGGUAGAUUUGUUCACCCCUUGCUCCCCAGGUGAUCCUGGAGCCAUAGAAAUGACAUGGAUGGAGGUUCCUGGUGAUAAAUUACUGGAGCCUCAAGUUUCCAUGGCUGAUAUGCUCAGGUCGCUAGCUAGCACAAAACCAACAGUUAAUGAACAGGACCUGGAGAAGUUAAAGAAGUUUACAGAAGAUUUUGGUCAGGAAGGCUAAACCAAAGAUAUAUGUGGAGCAUUAGAACUCUUUUUUCCCUUUCUUAAGUAUUCUUGUGUCUUUACUGAUGGCACUUCAAAUAAAUGCCAAUAAAAUCACUCCUUUCUGACUUUGCAGAAGGAAUACAAGGUACCUUUGCAAAGACCCUUAAGCUUUUGUAUUGUAUUGUUUUCCUCAGAUGUCUAUUAAAUGUCUUUUACUGAAAAAUAAUAUGAAAAUACAAUUUUAGGGUGAGGCAGCAAAGUGAUGUGGUAAUGUCUAUUAAAUGCUAGAAAACUUUAAAUCAUUAGUUCCAUUUUAGGUAUUACAUUAAACCUGGGUACAAGUGAGUUUUAAACUCCCAGUAGGCUCAAAAACCCCUUUUUGCAGGUGGAAGAGAACAUAUUUGGGUGUUUUCAGUACCAGUCAAUCAGUUUCCAUAUUAAUUGCUCUCCUUUCAUAUAGAAAAAUGUAUCAAAAUUUGCUACUCAAGCAUAUGGCAAGUGUGGGUUUGCUAUUAAAGUAAGGAGAAAACACUGUGAGGGUAAGACUACAUGGGCCAGUACUUUAUUUAAAUACUGAUGGAACUGGUAUUUGGCUUUUUCUGCUAUACUGUGUCAGAAUUUUGCCUUAAAGAGGAAGGUUUUGUUUUUAUCUCUUUACUAGCUGAUACGCACUGUCACUAUGCAAUUUAGCAGAAGUUUGUUAAAUGCAAAUAUGUGGGAAGGUGUUUACUGGCUGUUCUUGUUUUGGAGUUUUGGGGUUUUUUUUUAUUGUUGUCUCUAAAUCUCAAUUUACUUUCUGCAGGAGUUUGACUGAAGUUACAAAAAAACAUUAGUAAUAUCCUGUAAGAUUCCACAUGUCAAAGCUGGCAAGGUGUAGGUAGUCUUUGGAGAAUGUAUGGGAGAUAUUCUGGGAAGUAGCAUGCUUUCACGUGCGAGGAGAGUAUAACAGAUGUUUUAGCCACAGACUUUCUGGUGAUAAAUUAACCCAGAACUCUACUGAUAACUGUUUCAUAUGUUACAUCAAUUUAGUGCUUAAACUUGGAGAGAAAGCUUGCAGUUUAGUACAGUAGUAGCACUUCUAUUGGUCUUUUUCUGAAGAAACACAAAUUGAGAUGUGCCUGAAUGUGACUUACAACACUUCUGUGUCAGCAUUGAGUUUGUGCCUUGUAAGUUUGCACUGGCUGUAGAUACAAAACAUCCUUAGGAUACUCUGUUCCAGGAUCAUUGUACAACUAUCUUGUAUAGGCUUUGUUUAACUUGCAUUAAAAGAAAUUUGCACAUUUUGUGUGUGUAUGUUACAGGUACAUAUACACAUACAUGAUCCAUCUUUCAGUGGGGUUUCGUUUCCUUUAUGUACAUAUUUUAUGUACUUCAUAAAUCAUAGGAUGGGUGAAAUUUGCUGUACUUCAUUUAAGUAAAAUGUUAAGAGUACAACACCA